GCAGGCGCAGCGUCACCCUUGAGCGAGGUACCCCCUCAGAGAGGCUGUCCGAUCCGCCCCCCUCAGCCGCAGGACGGUGUGUGACAGACCCGGCGGCGGGGGAGCGAGGAGGCGGCGGCGGCGCGCGUCGUUAAGUGUCGCGUCGUGCCCGCGCCUCACUCCCGCCCCCUCCGCCCUCUUUCCCUCACCCGCUCACCCCCCCAGGUGUCAGGGGCAUCCGCCGCCGCCCCCUGCCAUGGUCCCCCGCCCGUCGCCCUGGAAGCAGGAGGAGCUGGGGCGGCGGCCGCCAUUGCCUGAGGGGGCUGCGAGGCGGCGAUGAGAGGAUGGACGCGGACGAGGUGACCAUCCGCGAGCAGAACUUCCACAGCCAAGUGCGGGAGUACACGAUCUGUUUUCUUCUGUUUGCUAUUCUCUAUAUUGUUUCCUACUUCAUUAUCAGAAGAUACAAGAGGAAAGGAGAUGAGCAAGAGGAUGAAGAUGCUAUUGUCAAUAGAAUUUCGCUAUUCUUGAGUACAUUUACUCUUGCAGUUUCAGCUGGUGCUGUCCUUCUUCUACCUUUCUCAAUAAUCAGCAAUGAAAUCCUGCUCUCUUUUCCACAUAGCUACUAUAUUCAGUGGUUAAAUGGAUCUCUAAUUCAUGGCUUAUGGAAUCUUGUUUCUCUCUUUUCCAACCUUUGUUUGUUUGUACUGAUGCCUUUUGCUUUCUUCUUUCUGGAGUCGGAAGGCUUUGCUGGCUUAAAAAAGGGGAUCAAAGCACGCAUUUUGGAAACCCUUGUUAUGCUCAUUCUUCUUGCACUGCUUAUCCUUGGAAUCGUUUGGGUGGCUUCAGCUCUCAUAGACAAUGAUGCUGCGAGUAUGGAGUCUUUGUAUGAUCUUUGGGAAUUCUACCUCCCUUAUUUAUAUUCCUGUAUAUCACUGAUGGGAUGUUUAUUACUUCUACUAUGCACACCAGUGGGACUUUCACGAAUGUUUACAGUGAUGGGUCAGUUGCUUGUAAAGCCAGCGAUCCUUGAAGACUUGGAUGAACAGAUAUAUAUCAUCACCUUAGAAGAAGAAGCUAUCAUGAGGAGGCUAAAUGGGAUGUCUUCACCAGUGGAGUACAACACAAAGCAGCUGAAGCAGGAACUAAGUAAUGUGAAGAGUAUGAAGACAAAAUUGGAACGACGGAAAAAGGCUUCAGCUUGGGAGAGGAAUCUUGUGUAUCCAGCUGUAAUGAUCCUGCUGCUAAUUGAAACUGCAAUCUCUGUCCUCUUGGUUGCUUGCAAUAUUCUUUGCCUGCUGGUUGAUGAAACUGCAAUGCCAAAGGGGUCAAGGGGGCCUGGCAUAGGAAAUGCCUCUCUGUCCACAUUUGGUUUUGUGGGAGCAGCACUCGAGAUCAUUUUGAUUUUCUAUCUAAUGGUCUCUUCGGUUGUGGGCUUCUAUAGCUUACGCUUUUUUGGAGAUUUCACUCCCAGAAAGGAUGACACAACGAUGACAAAGAUAAUUGGGAACUGCGUUUCAAUCUUAGUCCUCAGUUCAGCUUUGCCAGUUAUGUCAAGGACACUGGGUAUUACCAGGUUUGAUCUCCUUGGAGACUUUGGAAGGUUUAACUGGCUAGGAAAUUUCUACAUCGUGCUGUCCUACAAUAUCCUCUUUGCCAUUGUGACAACCCUGUGUCUGGUUAGAAAGUUCACCUCUGCAGUUAGAGAGGAGCUUCUCAAAGCAUUAGGUUUAGACAAGCUUCACCUCUCACACAAUGCAAGAGACUCUGAGGCUGCAAAGCCAUCUGUAAACGGGCACCAGAAAACACUGUGAAAAGCAGGUGGUGGAACCGAGCCCUUUUGACUUCAUGACAUUCCUGUCACUUCAUAGCACUUGAUUUUGUAUUGCUUUUUCUUGUUUGUAUAUUGGGUCCAAGUUGAUAACAAAAAAAAAAAAAAAUUGCAGCCAAGAAAGCUGGGUGUAUCAGACUGUCCUCUCUUCUUGCUCAGAUUGAUCCAUGUUAAAUUACUGUGUCAGCUGGCGCAGAACUGUCUUGAAACCUGGAAGCGGAAAAGAAAACUCCAUUCCUCUUUGGAUACACCUCCAUAUUGAUCUAUCAACAUAUUAGGCCAAGAAUCUCCCGAGCAUAAACCUUUUGCUGAAGAAUUAGGCUGGGUGUCUGAGAUGAGCCUUGCUAGUUGAAAAUGGCAAAUCCUUUACUAGAGUUGCUGAUUUUUCAGUAAAAUUGCAUUAUGAAAACGGACAACUUAUAGAGAAUAUGGUAAGAUCCAGGAUCAGUACAUUCAUUGUCCGUCUGAUGAGUUUCCACUGUCAUUGUGUCUUAAGAUACCAGCAGUUCCUGGUUCUAAAUAACAAACUGGCCUACAGUUAUCACUAAAGGUAACUUCCACUGAGACUCAUGAAUUACACAAUAACGUAAGCCUAGGUUGCAGUGCUAAAUUGUAAUUUCACAGACCUCUGAUUGUUGUGUACAUAAUCAUGCAUUUUAGGGCAAUCACACAACUCCAUUAAAUGCACAGAGAAUUCUGUUCAUUCC
Podarcis raffonei (Aeolian wall lizard) is the source of this 2517-nucleotide messenger RNA. RefSeq names its product limb development membrane protein 1 (gene LMBR1). The record is from RefSeq and is a predicted model, not a curated record. NCBI's taxonomy places the organism in Eukaryota, Metazoa, Chordata, Lepidosauria, Squamata, Lacertidae. Gene Ontology annotation, biological process: signal transduction. The transcript is spliced from 17 exons. Bases 324 to 1793 code for a protein of 489 amino acids. Gene Ontology annotation, molecular function: transmembrane signaling receptor activity.